AUGUACGGAGAGAGGAGGAUCAAACUUUGGUGCAAGGUGGUUGCCAGCAGGCCUAAUCCACAUUUGCGCCUAGUCUACUACGUUCAUUUUGGUUUAGUAAAAGUCGGUUUGAGCCUAAGGGCUUAUGCUACUGGAAGAAUGAGGAUAGGUUCACAACAUGGAGAUGUGGAGUGGCUGGCAGUCAACUUGACAGGAAAAAAGUCUCGAGGUCCAAAUUGGAUGCUAUGGAAUAGAAGAGUAAAAGUUUUCAUCUCGCACUGUAUCAAAAGCGUUGUCAGGUCAGGUCUAUGCGACCAUUCAAUUCAGAGAGCAGAGUCGAGAACGUCAGCUAACCGCGUUUCUUGA
Molecule: messenger RNA, 345 nt
Organism: Prunus armeniaca (apricot)
Lineage: Eukaryota; Viridiplantae; Streptophyta; Magnoliopsida; Rosales; Rosaceae
Source: the annotation of a GenBank genome assembly